This is a messenger RNA of Aureobasidium uvarum, 1269 nucleotides long. The record is from the annotation of a GenBank genome assembly. Lineage: Eukaryota; Fungi; Ascomycota; Dothideomycetes; Dothideales; Saccotheciaceae.
AUGGAUACAGCUUUCAGGCAGAAGAGUUUUGCUUCCGAGGUCGAGUCGGUCGUGCCUGCCUACGACUUGGUUUCUGUGGUCAUCCUUGCUGUACCUUGGUGCACUGGCACCAUCAUUGGACUCGCUGCGAGAGCUAUCGAGAAAACACCAAUCUGGUUUGACUAUCCGAAUCUUCUGACAGAGACACAAGUCAAUAGUGGACUGGUUAUGCCAUUCGUGCUUCGCUCUUUGCUCGGCCAAGGUGCCACGACUGGUCUUUUGGUGCUUAUCUUCAUGGCUAUCACUUCUACGGUAUCAUCUUCCGUGAUCGCUGUCUCGAGUAUCAUAUCACUCGAUUUCUACCGGUCAUAUAUCAACCCUAAGGCUUCUGAUCGCAAGGUUCUGAAAGUUAGCCACUAUGGUGUUGUUGGCCAUGGCUGCUUCAUGGCAGGCUUUGCAAUCAUGUUGCAGCAUGCUGGAGCAACAAACAAUUGGUCGACAUACUCUAGACCCAUCGUGGCCUGUCCUGGCAUAUUCCCUCUCAUGCUGACUUUACUCUGGUCACGUCAAACAAAAGCAGCCGCCAUCUUGUCACCAGUCCUAGGCUUGAUAUCAGGUGUUGCGACUUGGCUGAGUUUAUCCUAUGUUUGGGGAGGAAAGAUUGAUAUCCAGACAACUCAACAACAACUACCUGGUCUCUACGGAGCGACCGUGUCAUUCUUCUCGCCUGCAUUAUUCUCCGUCGUCAUCUCUCUUGUACGACCGAGCAGAUUUGACUGGAGAGAGUUCUUGAGGAUUGAUUUGAUUGAAGAUAGCACUCAGCCCAACACACCUUCACUCCAAGAAAGCAAAGAGGAUAUCACUAACCUUGACCAGUCAGCUAAGACUGUUCCACCGGUCAUCGGCGAAAAAGACCAGAGUUCUAUUGAUGCAGAAGCAAAGAGUGGACUCGUCAGCCCUGCCACAUCAUUCUCGACCAAUAGUGGUAGCCUCGACGAUAUCACUCACCCCUUCAAUGACCAAACCAUCCGCCACGUCAAGAAGUGGAGAAACUAUGCCGCCGGAUAUUUUGUUCUCAAUCUACUCGUCACGGUGGUUCUCUGGCCGGUACCCUUGUAUCGAGACUGGAUUUUUACACUAUCCUUCUUCAAAGGCUGGGUGACUAUGGCGAUCAUCUGGCACUUUGCCGCCAUGAUGGCUGUGAUUUUAUACCCAAUAUGGGACGGAAGAUAUGUCAUCAGCACAGUACUCAGAGGAAUAAGCAAAGAACGAAGAAGUAAAAGGCAAUAA